AUGUUUAAGUCAGCAUUCAAGUCAGCUUUACGUCCUGGAGUCUUUUCGAGAGGCUUGGCUACUGCUAGAACUACUAGAUCAACCACAUACACAAAGACUGCAGUUGGCGCUACCUUGGUUUUGUCUUCUCUCGUGUUCUUCCCAAUAGCUACCAUCAGCAAUGAUGCGAACAAAGAGAAGGUAAAGAAGGACCAGAAUGAAGCCGUAAAGUCCGCAGAAGAAAAGGUUGAGGCCGAAAAGAAGGAGCCAUCUACAUCAGCUGCUUCUGAAGAAAGUGAGACACAACCCGAAGAAGAAGAAGGAGGACAGAGUGCCGCUUACAACCCAGAAACUGGCGAAAUCAAUUGGGACUGUCCAUGUUUGGGAGGUAUGGCCCAUGGUCCAUGUGGUGAAGAGUUCAAGGCUGCAUUUUCUUGCUUUGUCUACUCUGAAACGGAACCUAAGGGUAUUGAUUGCAUCGAAAAGUUUGAGGCCAUGAGAACAUGCUUCAAGCAGCACCCAGAACACUACAAGGAAGAGUUGUAUGAAGACGACGAGCCAGUUCCAUCUACAGAUAACGAAAACGAAACUGCCGCCGGUAAAGCAUCCGAACCUAGAGAAAUCGACAUUAUCGAAGAAGUUGCUGAAGAAUUUGUGGACGACACUAUUGUGUACGAACAACCUUCUGAAGCUGACACUUCCAAGGAGGCAUAG
This is a messenger RNA of Clavispora lusitaniae ATCC 42720, 693 nucleotides long. It is a transcript of the gene MIA40, whose product is annotated as Mia40p. The record is from RefSeq and is a predicted model, not a curated record. Gene Ontology annotation, biological process: protein import into mitochondrial intermembrane space. Gene Ontology annotation, molecular function: protein-disulfide reductase activity. Lineage: Eukaryota; Fungi; Ascomycota; Pichiomycetes; Serinales; Metschnikowiaceae. Gene Ontology annotation, cellular component: mitochondrial intermembrane space.